AUGACCCAAGGCAAGCUCUCUGUGACCUCCAAACCCCCCGAGGGGCAGGCAGAGAAGAAGGACAAUGCGUCGGCUCCACCAGCUCCUCCAUCCUAUGAGGAGGCAACAGCAGGAGAAGGGUUGAAGGCUGGAGCUUAUCGUCCUCCCCCGACGGCUCCACUCCAUCCCAGCUGGGCCUACGUCGACCCCAGCAGCAGCCCAAGCUAUGGCAGCAGUGGGUACCCAGGGGACACGGAGAUGCUCACCACCUUCAGCUGGGACGACAGGAGCGUGCGCAGGGUCUUCAUCAGGAAGGUUUAUGCCAUUCUGAUGGUCCAACUCUUGGUCACGGUGGUUAUUGUGGCUUUCUUCACCUUCUGUGAACCCGUCAAAGGUUAUGUCCAGACGCACUCGGCCUUGUACUGGGCUUCCUAUGCUGUUUUCUUUGUCACCUACUUGAUCCUGGCCUGCUGCUCCGGCCCCAGGAGGUACUUCCCAUGGAAUCUCAUCCUGCUCAGCAUCUUUACGCUCUCCAUGGCUUACCUCACGGCCAUGCUCUCCAGCUACUACAACACCAAAUCCGUUCUGCUGUGCCUGGGGAUCACAGCCCUCGUGUGUCUCUCCGUCACCAUCUUCAGCUUCCAGACCAAGUUUGACUUCACCUCCUACCAGGGAGUUGUCUUCGUGAUGCUCAUGGUUCUCUUCUUCGGGGGCAUCAUCUUGGCCGUGAUCCUGCCCUACCAAUACGUCCCUUGGCUCCAUGCCAUCUAUGCCCUCCUUGGUGCCAUCAUCUUCACCAUGUUCCUGGCCCUGGACACGCAGAUGUUGAUGGGAAACCGUCGCUACUCGCUGAGCCCUGAGGAAUACAUCUUUGGAGCCCUCAACCUCUACCUGGACAUCAUCUACAUCUUCUCCUUCUUCCUGCAGUUCUUUGGCUCCAGCCAGGAUUGA
Molecule: messenger RNA, 930 nt
Organism: Acanthisitta chloris (rifleman)
Lineage: Eukaryota; Metazoa; Chordata; Aves; Passeriformes; Acanthisittidae
Gene: FAIM2
Product: Fas apoptotic inhibitory molecule 2
Exons: 12
Coding region: 1-930 (309 amino acids)
Biological process (GO): negative regulation of apoptotic signaling pathway
Cellular component (GO): Golgi apparatus; endoplasmic reticulum; membrane
Source: RefSeq, a predicted model, not a curated record